This is a messenger RNA of Populus trichocarpa (black cottonwood), 1534 nucleotides long. RefSeq lists its product as uncharacterized. NCBI's taxonomy places the organism in Eukaryota, Viridiplantae, Streptophyta, Magnoliopsida, Malpighiales, Salicaceae. Bases 96 to 1280 code for a protein of 394 amino acids. The transcript has 6 exons. The record is from RefSeq and is a predicted model, not a curated record. Gene Ontology annotation, molecular function: DNA-binding transcription factor activity.
CAUCAAGCACCAGACGUGUCUGGUGCUUGAUCUCUCUUAAAAAAGAAAGAAAAACCACCGAUUACUUGUUUAUGUAGUGUUGUAUUGAUUGAUCAAUGGCAGAUCCUCGGUCCGUCGUACCCUACCAUGACCCGUAUGACAGCCCUAUUGACUAUGAACAUCUAAAUUUCAUGAAUGAUGCAAAUCCAAGCCUUGCAGGUUUAUCCUCUGACAAUGAACCUACCCCAGCAAUUCCUGAAUCAUUCAGUGGCAGUGCAAAUGCCAAUGCAAACAUUUUGGAUCCUAAUAACCCAUAUGAGGAUCCAAUGGCUUGGAAUUUUUAUUAUGAAAAUCUUAGAGUGCAAUCUCAUGAGGCUGGUCCGUCACAUCAGAAUCAGGGACAAAGUUCUUUUGGACCAAUUCCUUAUGCACCAUUUCCUAACGCGUCAUUUCCCAACGCAUCAUUUCCUGAUGGACAAACUUCAAAUGCAUCUGGAAGAAGUGAAGAGAUUUUCCUUGAUGGGAGGAAUAUUGCUGUUUGGCCACCUGAACCAGUCCCUUUUCAAUGCACUUGCUGUCAAGUUCUAAGAGAAAUAAUCCACACUGAUGGAAACUAUACUACAAAACUUGAGAUACAUGGGAGAAUGGGUAUCAUCUGUCAUGCUAUUCUUGAGAACCGGGAUCAUGUCAAGGCAAUUCAUCCUCAAUAUUAUAUGUUUGAUUUCUGCAAGAAAAGCUUGGAGAAUGUGAAGGAAUUUCUGCAGAAGUAUUGCGAUGACAGAAGGCAGGCAGGCUUCAUUAUGGUCCAAGAUCCACACUCAUUCUUCUAUGAAGCCCUUUGUGUUGGAUACGAGUGGACGGACGAUUUGCAUUUUGAUGAAUUUCACGAUCCAUCCCCACCAAAUUCAGACUUGCAAGCUGGAACUUUAACAGGGGAACGACAAGCAACGAAUCAUGGAGAGGGAGAGAUUGAGACAGAGAGAACGACUCGAAGCAAUCUUGCACUACAGAGGGAAAGAGCAGGAAGGUUGACACUGGAUGACUUUAGACAGUAUUUCCAUCUCCCUAUAGAAGAUGCAGCGAGGAGGUUGCACUUGUGUCCCACUGUAGUGAAGAAGAUAUGCCGGAAAUUCGGGAUGACUCGAUGGCCACACAGAAAGAUCAAAAGCAUCCAUAGGCAAUUAACAGAUCUCCAAGUACUCUUAAAUUCGAACGAUGCAGAAGAAAGGGUACGUGCACAAGUAGAAAUCAUGAGGCUUCAAGAAGAAAUAAGAAAUGCUUGUUCUGGGUCCGCUGGAUGAUAUUGUUAUGUGCAUAACAUGCGUGUUCAUAUUAGACAAGCAAGCUAGUUAAUUAAGUUAUUUUUUUUAUUUAAUUUUUCUCCUAGGAUUGUGAAAUGCUGAGUAGAGGAGGCAUUUGAAUUUAAUUUGUCAUGGCAGUACUGAGACACUUCUUGAUCAGAGAUCGAGGAGAUUUUGUUGAUUGUGAUUUUAUUUUGUGGCUGUAAUCUAUAAUGCACUAGCAAAAUAUUUAUCAAUAGCUAUCCUUUUGCUUU